Messenger RNA from Megalops cyprinoides (Indo-Pacific tarpon), 7791 nucleotides. RefSeq names its product centrosomal protein 290 (gene cep290). Lineage: Eukaryota; Metazoa; Chordata; Actinopteri; Elopiformes; Megalopidae. The record is from RefSeq and is a predicted model, not a curated record. Gene Ontology annotation, biological process: camera-type eye development; kidney development. The coding region runs from base 236 to 7639 and encodes 2467 amino acids. The transcript is spliced from 54 exons.
GUAGCCUAGCAGCGGUGACUGUUACAAAGAUUUAGGCAGUGGCAAGAUGUCGGAUCCUGCAAUUAUUCAGUAAAAAUGCAUUUUUAGCUGUAAUGAACGGAAAAUUUCCAAACCGGAAUUCAGUUGUCCGAUAUUUCAACACGGAGUUCCAUGUUUGAUCCUUAACGCGGCACUAAGCGCGUAGUCUCAGUAGUAGUCUUUUCCCUCUGAAGAUUGAAGCUGCACGCCUUUGAACAUGCCUCCAAGCUUAGACUGGAACAAACUGAUGGAGGUAGACCCCGAUGAAUGGGGAGGAUUGGAUAAAGAGACUGAUGAGCUUGUCGAUUUGAUAUCAAAGGUUCAGCCGAAAGACCUGAAAGGUGGAGACAGUGAGAAAUUAAUCCAGCUUUUCAGAAUUACUCAGACCAUCAUGAAGAUGAAAGUGCAGGAAGUAAGCUGUGCAUAUGAAGUCAUUGACAAAGCUGGUGCAGAGCAAGCUGAAAUAGAAAACCAACUAAAAGCUCAAGUCUACAAAUUAGAAAAUGAACUCGAGAUGGCCCAGCGUGCUACAGGGGGGCGAGACACCCGCUUCCUCCGCGAUGAGAUCCGCCAGCUGGAGAGUCAGCUGGAGCGCAAGGAGAAGGAGCUGGUGCAGAUGGAGAAGGAGACGAACAAGGAGAAGAAAGUCAACGAAGAAUUAUCGGCUCGAGCUGAAGAAGCCGAGGAUGAAAACAGGAAGUUGAAACGAGAGAAUGAGCAGCUACAGAGGGACGUGAUGUUCUACCGGAGGGAGCUGGAUCAGAAGGAGCCGGUUCCGUCCCGCGAGGAGAGCAGCGAGGCCCAGAGGAGGCUGAACUCGGCCAACCGGCAGCUGUACCAGUGCAUGGAGGACCUGCAGCGCGCAGAGGACGAGGUGGCUUCUCUGAAGGCCCAGGGUGAGCAAAUGCAGAAGAGUCUGGAGGAGUCGGUGCGCGAGAUGGAGAAGAUGACAGACGAGUACAACAAGAUGAAGAUCGUGGUGCAGCAGACCGACAUCAUUAUGGACCAGCUGAGGAAGGAGAGGGACCACGCCAAGAUCCAAGUGAGGGAGCUGGCAGAGCAGAUCCAGAGCCGGGCGGAGGAGGACGACCCUGUGAUGGCUGCUGUCAACGCCAAGGUGGAGGAGUGGAAGAGGAUACUGUCUGCCAAGGAUGAUGAGAUCAUUGAGUACCAGCAGAUGAUCAGAGACCUGAAAGAGAAGCUGCGGUCGGCUCAGAUGGACUCGGACAAAAGCAACGUGAUGGCGCUGCAGCAGGUUAUUUACGAGCUGUGUGCCGCCGUGCAGGAGCGGGACAGCCAGAUUAAGAUGCUGAGUGAGCAGGUGGAGCAGUACACCGGCGAGAUGGAGAAAAACGCGCUGCUGAUCGAGGAGCUCAAGACGCCCCUGCAGAGAGAGAGAGGGCCUCCCUCGCUGAUCCAGCAGAAGAAGAUGGAUGAGCUGAAGGCCAAGCUGCAGGCCGCGGAGCGCAGAGUGCAGGAGGCAGAGAGGGUGGCGGAGCUGGCCGAGUCCGACGCCAGAGAGAAGGACAAGGAGCUGAGCGAACUGCUCGCCCGCAUGAGACUCUAUGAGUCUGGGACGGGGGGGCUGGAGGCCGCGGUGGCUGAGAUCAAAGAGUGUAAAAACCAGCUGAAGACGAGAGACCGGGAGGCCGAGAUCAUGACCAAGGAGAUCAACCAGCUGGAGCUGAAGAUCAACGACCUGCUGGACGAGAACGAGGACAUGAGAGAACGUUUGGGGCUAAACCCGAAAGAAGAAGUUGAUUUGACUGAAUUUCGAAGAUCCAGGGCUUUAAAACAGCGGCAGUACAAAGCAGAGAACCAGGUCCUUCUGAAGGAGAUUGAACGCCUGGAAGAGGAAAGACUGGAUCUGAAGAAGCAGAUCAGGAGUCUCGUUAAGGACAAAGGGUUGCCUGCAGGCCAUUUAGAGAUGGAUGACAGCACAGACAGGGUUAGAAGUGUCCGGUAUACCUCACCCCCAAAAGCUGCUGCCAGCGCCCCUGAUGACGAGGAGCUGAAGCGAGAGAAUGAGCACCUCCAGAGAGAACUGAAGAGCAAAGAGAACGAGCUGGAGCUCAAAAGAACAGAGUCGUCGCAGUUCAGAGCUAAGUUUAAUGACAUGCAGAUGGAAAACAAACAGCUGGAGCAAGGAAUGAAGGACAUUCUUAAAGCCAUCCAGGAAGUGCAGAGCAUGCAGCCUCAGACCGGAGUCAGCAUCCCCAGCCUGCAGAGACUCAUCAGCGCUCUUGAGAUGAAAAACUCGGAGGGGAAGUUUGAUGCCAGCUUCCACCUGAAGGCACAGGUGGACCAGCUGACAGGAAGAAAUGAGGAGCUCCGACAGGAAAUGAGGUUCACCCGAGAGGAAGCAGCCAGAGCUGUCAGUCAGCUGGCCAAAGCCAAUGAGAAGGUACUGCAGCUGGAGAGUGAGGUUGAAGAUCUGAGGCGAUCGGGAGGGAACAGUGUGGCCUUUAAGACCCUGGAGCUCCCUGAGGAGAUCGUUCCAACCAGCAUGGGGGUCAUCACCUCCCUGAACGAAUAUGCAAUCACACUUCUGCAGGAGUUGAAGAAUAAGGAGGAGGCCAGUAAGCAGCUGGAGGCGGCUCUGGAGGAGUACAAGGGGAAGUUUGCUGUGAUUCGGCAUCAGCAGGGGCUGCUGUACAGGGAGUAUCAGAGGGAGAGGGAGUCCUGGCAGAAAGAGAGAGACUCGCUCACGGAGCUGAAGAACAAGCUUGAAGAACAGAAGGAGCUGGAUGCUGUGAAAAUCGGGGAGUUUGAUCACUGGCAGCAGGUGUUGCAGGGGGACCCUGCAGAGAUCAGGAAGGAGGUGUCGGAGGCGGUGAGGAAGAUGACGGUGCUGAGGGUGAAGGAGGUGACGCUGACCAGGCGCUACACCACCCUGCUGGAGAUGGAGCAGCACCUGAGGAAGGAGAACAACAAGCUGAGGAGUGACUUCCUGGACAUGGAGGCCACCGUCACCAAGAGGAUCGGCUACCUGCAGAGAUACAAGGAUAUGGCCUCGUUUAAAAUCGCAGCCUUACAGAAAGCUCUGGAUGACAGCGUCUCCUCGUCAGAACUAGAGAGGGCCAACAAACAGUACACAGAACUCACAGUCAAAUACAGAGACCUUCUGCAGAAGGACAACCAUCUGGUCCAGAGAGCAACCAGCCUGGAACAGUUAGAGAGGGAGAACAGCUCCCUGCAAGAGCAGAUCACAGCCUUGACCAAGGAGCUGGAGAUCAGCAAGGAGAAAGUGCACUCGUUAGAGCAGGCCAUGGAGCACCUCACCCCGGCAGGUGGGGAGAGCGGCUUGGACAAGGCGUCGAAGGCUCUGGCGAACAGCGAGAUCGCGUCGGUCUCCAGGAAGAUGGCGGUGCUGGAGAUGAAGGAGCUGAACGAGCGGCAGCGGGCAGAGCAUGCCCACAGGAUGUGCGAGCACCUGAGGAGCUCCCUGCGGCAGGUGGAGGAGCGCAACGCCGAGCUGGAGGCCAAAUUCUCCGAGCUGACGAAACAGCACCUGGAGGCGCAGCGGACCGAACAGGACCUGCGAGACGAGCUGGCGAACAGCGUGAGCAAAGCGAUUAGCGACGCGGACCGUCAGCGCAUUGCUGAGCUGGAGAAAGCCGAGGCCCAGCUCAAACUGGAAGUGUCCAAGUUACGGGAGGUCUCUGAUGUGGCCAAGAUGCAGGUGACCACACUGGAGUCCAGGCAGCAGUGCAGAGAGAAGGAGGUAGAAGCUCUGAGGAGACAGGUGCUGGACUACCAGGCGCAGUCGGAUGAGAAGGCGCUGAUCGCGAAGCUGCACCAGCACCUGGUGGCGCUGCAGCUGAGCGAGGCGACGGCGGUGGCCAAGCUGGAGGGGGCGGUGCUGAAGGCGCGCAAGCUGGAGGCGGGCCUUCUGAGGGCGGAGCAGCGGCUGGACGAGAGGGAGCAGGCGCUGUACCACGCCCGUCUGGAGGGCCGAAACCGCGCCCGGCACCUGCGGCAGACGGUGCAGGCGCUGCGCAGCCAGUUUGCGGGGGCGCUGCCGCUGCGCCGGCAGGAGCAGCUGUCCCAUACGCUGCAGCAGCUGCAGGAGGAGCUGCGGCGGGGGCAAGAGGAGGCGCAGCGGGCCGGGCAGGAGCGCAGGAGGGCCGAGCAGAGGGCCCAGGAGCUGGAGCUCCGCCACAGCGGCCUGGAGGAGCUCAUCGCCUCCCUGAAGGACGGCAAAGGAGCACAGAAGGUGACUGAGUGGCACAGGCGGAUGGAGGAGCUGCGGCUGCAGGAGCUGCGGCAGGGCAGGGAGCUGAGCGCGCUCAGAGAGGAACAGCGCCACCUGCAGGGCGUGGUGACGCAGCAGGAGCAGCACAUCCGCAGCCUGGAGGAGGAGCUGGUGCGGCAGAACAACCUGUAUGAGGAGCACCAGCUGUCCUGGGAUCAGCGGGAAGUGGAGCUGGAGCGGCAGCUGGAUCUGUUUGAGAAGCAGCAGAAUGAAAUCGUGGGCACAGCACGAAAGUUUGAAGAGGCGACCGGAUCACUCCCCGAUCCCAGCACGCCUCUGGCCCACCAGCUGGAUUUCGCUCUGCGGAAGAUCAAGGACCACGUUCGCACCAUUCUGGAAACGCAAGCAACCUGCAAGACUCUGGAUGAGAAGCUGAAGGAGAAGGAGGCAGCGCUGUGGAAGGCGGAGCAGAGCAUCCUGUCCCGUGACAGAGUGAUCAACGAACUGCGUCUGCGUCUCCCGGCCGCUGCCGAGCGAGAGAAGCUGAUGGCCGACCUCUCCCGCCGCGACGACGACCCCGACAACCAGCCUGCCCUCAAGGUGGCGCACCACACCAUCAACAGCAUGCAGGCCCGGCUCAGCCAGAAGGAGGAGCUUCUGAAGAAGUACCAGAACCUGCUGGCCCGAGCCAGACAGGACCAGGAAGACAUUACGAAGAAGCACGAGGAGGAGAUGAGGACUCUUCACCAGAAGCUGGAUCUGCACACAGACAUAUCGCUGGACAAGUUCAAGCAGACAGCCCUGGAGCUGAUGAGGAAACCCACCAUAGACGUCCCCACCCCGAAGCACCUGGUUCGGCUGGCGGAGAUGGAGCAGACGGUGGCGGAGCAGGACAACUCGCUGUCGUCCCUCAGCGGAAGGCUGAAGGCCGUGACGGCCGAGCUGGAGAGACAGAAGCUGAUCGUCGCCGCUAAGGUCAAAGAGCACAACGCAGAGAAAGCAAAGCUGCAGGAGCAGUGCGCUGCGCGGCUGAAGCAGCAGGAGCAGCAGGUGGAGGAGCUGCGGGUGCAGACGGCACAGAUGGAGAAGGAGGUGCAGUACCUGCAGACGGAGCUGGAGGCCCAGAAGGAGGCGAACACCCGCUCCCCCACCAACACCAUGAAGAACCUGGUGGAGCGGCUCAAAGCCCAGCUGGCACAGAAGGAGAAGCAGCAGAAGGCUCUCAGUAAGGCCCUGCUGGACCUGCGGGCGGAGAUGAGCGCGCACGCGGAGCAGCAGGUCAUGGCCAGCGCCGCACAGAGGGAGGAGAGUCUGAACGUGCAGCUGCUGGUGGACAAGCAGACCAAGGAGCUGCGGACGCGUAUCCAGGAGCUGAGUGAGGACCUGCAGGCGGCGAAGGAGAGCCAGCGUGCGGCGAAAGGCAGAGAGAGCUCUCUGAAGGAGGAGAUGGAGGGCCUGAACAGGGAGGUGCAGAGGGGCCUGAAGGCUCAGGCCAGGCUGCAGAAGGAGAAGGAGGAGAGGGAGGACGAGAUCGAGGAGCUGAAAAAACGAGUCAAGAGGCUCACGAGCGGCCUGCAGCUCAAAGCCGAGUCAGAGGGGAGGGGUCCAUCGGUGGAGGAGCUGCAGAAGAAGAUCCGCAAGCUGGAGGCGGAGCUGGAGAGACAGGCUGCCUCCGAGGCCGCAGACAGGAAGCCUGUACCUGACAAGUCGAAGGAGGAGGUGGUGCGCUGGGAGGAGGGGAAGAGGUGGCAGAGCAAGAUGGAGAGCCUGAGGAGCAAACUGAGAGAGAAGGAGCGCGAGAACGAGGUCCUGGCCAAGCAGCUGGCCACGCUGAAGGAGCUGUACGCCAGACUGGACCAGGAGAAAGCCGCUCUGCAGAGGAAGCUCCGCAUUCGCGGUGUGACUGCAGACCAGGUCGUGGGAGCGAGGACUGUGGAGUCAGAGAGGGAGAUCGAGGAGCUGAAGGGCAGGAACUCUGAGCUGGAGCAGCAGAUCAUCACCAUAAAGCAACGGCAGGCCUUGCCCAGAGACGCAGCCAUGGAGACCGUGGAGCUCAGGAACAGAUACCUGGAGGAGAAGCUGCGUUCCCUGGAAAGGCAGCUGUCCAAAGAGUCGCCUUCCAGACCCUCAACGUCUGGCAGAGGCACUGGAACGCCCUCACAGAGGGAGCAGGACCUGCAGAAGGAGAACCUCAAACUGUCCUCUGAAAACCUGGAGCUGCGCUUCCAGCUGGAGCAGGCCAACAGAGACCUGCCCAGGCUGAAGGCUCAGGUGAGCGACCUGAAGGAGAUGUGUAACGUUCUGAAGAAGGAGAAGGCGGAGGUGGAGAGGAAGUUGGGACACGUGCGAGGGUCUGGGCGGAGCGGAAAGACGGUGCCGGAGCUGGAGAAGACCAUCGGGCUGAUGCAGAAGGUGGUGGAGCGCGUGCAGAGGGAGAACGAGGCGCUGAAAAGGACCCCCGAGGCACUGACCCAGGAUCAGCUGACUGCCCUGGAGCUCGACAACCAAAAACUCAGGGCAGAAUGUGAGAGGCUGAAGGCGCAGAUUGCAGGACAGCAGGUUCUCAGGACUGAGUCAGCGGCCAGAGGAACGGAGAAGAUCCUGCAGGAGAACGAGAGGCUACGCAAGGAGCUCAAGAAGGAGGCGGAGAGCGCCGAGAGGCUGAGAAUAGCCAGGAGCAGCCUGGAGGCCAGCGUGGAGAGGCUGCAGGCCCAGCUGGAGGAGAGCCAGCACAGAGAGCCCCCGGCGGAGCACAGGGAGCCCCCGCCAGACGCAGCCGACCGCAAGGCCGGCAGGGCCACUGUGGUGACCAGAAUGUACGAAAAUAAAAUGCGAGACCUAGAGAGUGACAUCGCCCGGAAGGACCGCAGUCUCUCAGAACUCCAGCAGCUUCUGCGGGAAGCUGGGGAGCGAGAGCAGCAAAGCGCCCGGACCAUCAGCGAGCUCAGAGAGCAGGUUGACCUACUGAGGCAGUUCCCCGAGGACGCCAAGACAGAUGCAGGCCUCGCAAAGGAGUUCCAGUCAGUACGGCUGAUCAACCAGCAGUUGGAGAGAGAGAAGGCGGAGCUUCUCCGGCAGCUCAGUGCAGAGAGAGAGCAGAGAGGAGCGAAAUCUAACCCCCUGGAGACAGGACAGACAGACAUACAGGAAAGGGGCGGAGCCCAGAGCAGGGUGAAGGAGGAGCUGCUGGAGCUGCAGAAACAGCUAAAGGCAGCAAACCUGGAGAAGAGGCAGUUACAGGGUGAAGUGAAAAGGUUGAAGAAAGAGCUGGAGAACUUCGAUCCAACGUUUUUUGAAGAGAUCGAGGACCUGAAGUUUAAUUACAAUUUAGAGGUAAAGAAGAACAUUCUGCUGGAGGAACAGCUGAAGAAAAUGUCAGAGCAGCUUGGCGUGGAAGUGGAGCUUCCAUCGAACGUGUCCAUAUGAUAACGUGGUUUUGCUGCCGAAGUGCCUUGGUUGAUCUGCAGUGGUGGAAAUGAGCUCCUUUUCAGGGUAGCUGCACAGCUCGAUGUAUCUGAUACUGGUUCCCCACGGACGUCACACUCCACUGUAGAGUUUCACUAUAAUCCAUUUCACGU